This is a messenger RNA of Capsella rubella, 1038 nucleotides long. RefSeq names its product serine/arginine-rich SC35-like splicing factor SCL33. The transcript is spliced from 6 exons. The record is from RefSeq and is a predicted model, not a curated record. NCBI's taxonomy places the organism in Eukaryota, Viridiplantae, Streptophyta, Magnoliopsida, Brassicales, Brassicaceae. Gene Ontology annotation, biological process: mRNA splicing, via spliceosome. The coding region runs from base 109 to 762 and encodes 217 amino acids. Gene Ontology annotation, cellular component: cytoplasm; nuclear speck. Gene Ontology annotation, molecular function: RNA binding.
CGCCUAGUAGAAAAAUCUCAUCAGAGAGAAAAAGAGAGAGCACCGGCGACGAAACUGAGUUUCUCUUGUGGGAUUCUCUCUCAUCAGGUUGUAACUUCUUAAGUGAUAAUGGGGAGGAGCUGUAGUUACAGUCCUUCACCACCAAGGAGUUAUGGUAGAAGGUACAGAAGCCCAAGUCCUGUGGGAUACUACAGAGGUAGGAGUAGAGAUCCCCCAACCAGUCUACUGGUUCGCAAUCUCAGACACGACUGUAGGCAAGAUGAUCUCCGCAGACCGUUUGGGCGGUUUGGUUGUCUCAAGGAUAUCUAUAUACCUCGUAAUUAUUACACUGGGGAGCCUCGUGGGUUUGGGUUUGUGCAGUACUAUGAUCCUGCUGAUGCUGCAGAUGCAAAGUAUCAUUUAGAUGGCUAUGUUCUCCUUGGACGUGAAAUUACUGUAGUAUUUGCGGAGGAGAACAGAAAGAAGCCCUCAGAAAUGAGAGAACGUUCAAGCUUUCUCUCUGUUUUGGGUUUGUUGAAAAAAAUAAAGAAGUUGAAUAUCAAUUUCAGGGGCAGAACAUCUACAAGAUCUCCACAUGGUUAUUCCCGGUCUCCUGGUUAUUCGCGUUCACCGAACUACAGAAGAAGCUAUACCCGUUCACCAUAUGACGAAAGACGCCAUUCAAGAUCGGUUUCCCCAGGGGAUAAGGAGGGAUCAUACUCGAGGUCAAGCUCAAGGUCUCGAUAUGAUACAAGAAGCAGAAGCCCGAGUCCAAGCUACUGAAGGUGAGUUGCUAUGAGCUAAGGAGGUGAUGAAGAAGAUGGCGUCUGGUGUUGGUGUUACACUGUCACUGUGGGAGUUAGUAAUAUAUGAGUGAUCUAGUACUCUUUGAGACCGAUGUGGAAGAACUCUUUGAGACCGAUGUGGAGAAACCAUUGUGUUGUUUGGUUUCAUUUCCUUAGCACGCUAUGGUAGCUUUUGUAUUUUAACGUUUGACAUCUAUGCUAGUGAAUAGUGAUUAUAUCCUGCUUUUCCCAGAAUGAAAUAGUGCUUUACUGA